CGACAGUUGCGUCUACGUAUUACGCUAAAAUGAGUCAAUCGAAGUCGAAGACGGUUUACCAGCCCACGCUCAAACGAAAGAUUGAGCACAGGUUGCUGAUGUAUAGAGCACUCGGCUGCGUUAUUUGCGAUGGGGUCAUCGGAGAUGCGUCGAAGGCGGAUCUCAACAGUACUGAGGCGGUUUGUGGCACCUGCGGCCAUCUGUACCACACCUCAUGCCUCGCGCCCGUCCGCGAUUCGUGCGAGACGAAUGAUAACGACAUGCCGCAGUGCAUCGUCGAGGACUGUGUCGGUACAAUCAGUAACGAAGACCUCCGCGUCGUUGGCGGUAUUUGGCGCGAGUUCCCGCGGGUAAGCUCGGAUGAAUACGUCCGUCUCGUUGAGGAUCUCGACGAUAAGAAGAGGGAAAUCGCCCGUCUCCGAGACUUAGUCGAAGAGACCGAGAAACUCGUAGCCGAAAAAGACGAAGCGAUCUCCAGCUACGAGUCGAUCCUGGAGGACAGACAGUCGAAGAUAGACGAAUUGAAAUUUGAGCUGGACGAUUAUAUCGAGUCGACCAAGCCUGCGGCUAAACGAGUGGUCCUGCGAAGUGACGCCAAAGCGGACGUAUCAAAGGCCGAUGCCCUAAAGAAGGCGCUGACCACGGUAAAGCAGGCCCCGGUCGUGAAGGCAAGCGCGACGACGACGAAGACGACGGUGACGGUGGUAAAACCGAACGUGACGACGACGAAGACAACGGUGACGGUAGUAAAACCGAACGCGCCGACGGCAAAACCGGCAGUGAUGGUGGCGUCCAAGCCGAAAUUAUCGACGGCGACGUCAAGUACAAAGACGACGGCACCGGCGAAAUCAAUCGAACUCAAGACGGCUCAGAAGUCAACAGCGACGGCCGCUGCGAGCACCGACACGGGCGCUGAUAAGACGGAAGACGCGCCGAAAGAGACGCUUAGCCUGUCGUAUCAGGCAAUGGAGAAACCGGCGGAGACACAGUCAGUAACCACGAAGUCGUCGGCCGCUCCGAAGCCGGGAACUAAAAAACCCAUCUUCGACAUCGAGGCAGUGAAAGCGAGGCUACCGAAAGUAACGUUGACUAAGGCGCAGCGCAAGGACUCCGUGCCUCAGAGCGAAGCGGCAGUCGCGGAAAAAACUGCGAAGAAGCGGCACGCCGAAGCGAAAAAGCCGAAGAAGUCGAAACUCAGGAGUGAGUACACUCUAGAAGAGCUGAAGGCAAUCCGCGAAAAGGACGCGCGCCAACACCGCGAGAGACGGGCGUUGAAAAACGCAAAGGUAAGUGUCAAAGAGCUAGCAGACUGUGGUCUCGAUCAAACGUUCUUGUCUAAUUUAUUGAAAUAUGUCUCAGCUGGCCGAGAUGCGACUAAAGAACUCGCAGACGAACCAGUGAGAGGAGAGACAAGCGACAGAGAGUCCGCACCCCCUUUGCAUGGGGUGGCGGACGAGAAAACAGACGCGAUCGCGAGAGAGACGGAGGCGGACGUUCAAGACGCAUCCGAGCAAGAAGCGGACGCUCAAGACAUUUCCGAAAAAGACGCGGACGCGCCCAUAGACGAACCGAUAGCCGAGGCUACAGACACUGUCGAAGACAGCGCGGCGACCGGUGCGAACGAGACCAACGGUGAGCAGGCCUGCGAACCAACGGCCAGACCAUCCGACGAAACGACGGACAACACUUCGACCGAAGCAGCCGCCGAAAUAGCCGAUGUCUCCGGCACUUCGGAUAGUGAACCAGACUCGUCUUCUAGUUCUGGUUCGCCGUCCUCCUCCAGCUCGUCCGAUUCGGACACGUCGGGAAAUGAACGAGUUCCCAACCGCCGCCUUAGUUGCGAGAAGAAUGUCUCCAGCUGCCCUCCUACGCGACCGAACACUCCUGCUCCGGAAUUACCGAUUGAUAACGGAGACGCACCGAUGGGCGAUUUACCGAACGAACCCCGGCAAGACGAAGAACAGCCGGCGGACGUGCUCAACGAAGACGUCGACCCGAACCUCGCUCGAGAGAUUUCCGAACAACCCGUCUUGGCGCCGUUGCUGCCCAGCCCCGAGCACAUACAGGUGACUCUGUUCGAUAAGCCACCGAUUUGGCUUAAUGCGCCUGUGACUCGCCGAAACUUUAGCCAGUACGUUACAGCAAAAGGGAUCGUCUUGGACGGUUCGAUACCGGACGCGGACGCCCAAUUAUACCAACCAGUCGGAGAGCGGAUGUUUUGUUUCCCGAAAUGGGUCCGCGAUGACGUCGUCUAUUACAGCCUGAACGGAUAUUUCCCUCUGGGUGAAGCUUUGGCACACGCAAUCGUACACGAGCCGAUGCGGCACGACUCCCUAGAAGCUGCAGAAUGGCGCUGCCACCCGCUCGCAGGAAGUCGAAUUCCAGUCUUUUCCAUCCGGAAGAACUUGGAGAACGAAGUCGGUGUCGUCCCUACGAAGGUCGUACUGGCUGCGGGCCAGAAAGAUAUGGUGAAGGGACAGGUCGAGAAGACGACGACGAAGAUCACCGCCUUGUUCGGUGACCUCUACCUCCGUGGCUGUCGCCAUAUAAUAAUGUUGCCACUCAUUACGUAUCAGGGCUGUGAAACAGAGCGGUACGAAAUUAAUCGUUGGUUGGAACAAGCCAACUCCAAGUUUCCAGGAAGCUACCGGUAUGCCAGCGAACUCGUCCCUAUAAUAGAAAGUUGCCGUCCCUGGUCCAAAAAGACAGGGCUCCCUUAUUUGAAUCCUCACCAACAUUAUGAGAUUCUGGCGAAAGUCGCCGAGCUGACGAUCGAGGAAAGAAGGGUUUCGGAGUCGACGUAUCUCGCAAGAGGUCCAUUGCCAAGGAUCAACGAAAAGUCUCGGGAGGACUCGAGAAGCUGGAGAGCCGAUCAGGUCGAGAAAGAAAUGGAUAGACACAGACGCGGACGCGGAAACAGACAGGAAGGACGCGGCAGAGGCAGAGAACAGCGCGGCUGAGUAAUCGAGCUUCGGACGGCCGAAUCUAGUCGAACUUUCGGGUAUGUUUCGUAUUCCUUUUAAGUUGUAAAUUUUUUUUUUAUUUUUUAUUACCUCUAUCAUGUUUUGUAUGACCCGAAGUCGUUUUGCCUCUUUUAGGCUAAGAUGUUAUUUUCUUUUUUUGUUCGCUGUCGGUGUCGUUGUCGCUACACGCAUUUUGGCGGUCAUAUUUUUUGUUUUUUCUUCUAUUUUAUUGGGCGUAGCUGCUAUUGUUCGGUCGUAGUCGCGCUUCAAAUCAGUCGGGUUGUCGAGAAGACAGCAAUUCUUGCUUGGAAUUCAAUGUAACGAGGGUGCGGACGUUAGUCACGAAAGGACGUCUCAGUCGAUGUAAAGACGUCUCUCCUAAUAAGUCGUUUUCUCUCGGUUCGCGUCGUAUGUUUUUUUAUACCGAGUUACCUUGUGUUCCUUGUACCUUUGUUUUUUUUUAUUUUUAGUACUGUUGCCAUUUAUUUUUGUAUAAUAUGUUUUAUCAAUGGCGACUUAUGUUUUUUUUUGUAUGAAAAGACCCUAUCCGACGCUGUUUCUCGGAAGGGAUAAAAGUUUUUUUUUCUUCUUUUCCUUUGUUAUUGGUCGAUUUAGAUCUAAGAAACUUAUGUCGUAUUCUUACGAGUUUCUUGUUGUAUUUUCUUUUUGCUAUUAUUUGCCUAUGUUAGCACAACCGUUUACGUGUUUUGCCGGUUUACUAUUGUAAAUAACCUGUGGGGAUGGACGGAAAGAAAGACUUGUAAAAAGAAAUAAAGAUAUUUUUUGCAAGUACUCACCAAUUGUCGGCUUUUCUUUCCACGGACGAACUCGGAGCGAGACACGAAAGACUGGUGAACAGACGUAAGAGUGAGUGACUGGAUGCAGGAACCUCGGACGUCGAGAACACCUGAAAGGUACAAAAAGACUUCACAAAGUAAAGUGAACUCGAUGUAACGGUAAGAGUGAGUGCGAAUAAAGAUACGUCCCGUGGUCGUAAGUGCAGGUUGAACAUCCUCUGACGACUGUAAGAACGAACGGACGCAAUCUCCGGACGUCACAACCGGACGCAGACGGCAUGACAGAUGCUGGGUAACAGACGUUGAUCACAGAUGCUGGAACAGACGUUGUCGCGGAUGUAGACAGACGCUGAUGACGGACGGCACAGGAUGCGAAACCUGUAAGCAUAAAAACAUGCCGGUGAAAAAGAUGGCACAAGUGUGCAAAGACGUUAAAUUUUUCCUCCCUUUAGAUAGUAGGAAGACAUCGGCAAGAAUUCCAGUUCAGACAGUGAUCCACGGACAAGGAGAAGGACGUCCGAUCCCAGCGAAGUCGGACGCAUCCGCGUAGACAGUUACGCCGUCGGUGACUAUUUGUAUUAUUUUAUAACUUACCGUUUACUUUGUACCUUUAUUACUGAUUAAUCUUAAGCUCGCGUUCUUUGUCGUUAGAUUUAGUAAAUCUUCUGCCGGACGUGAGUAGCUAGGUAGGCC
Molecule: messenger RNA, 4453 nt
Organism: Planococcus citri (citrus mealybug)
Lineage: Eukaryota; Metazoa; Arthropoda; Insecta; Hemiptera; Pseudococcidae
Product: papilin-like
Exons: 3
Coding region: 30-2960 (976 amino acids)
Cellular component (GO): eukaryotic translation initiation factor 4F complex
Molecular function (GO): translation initiation factor activity; mRNA binding
Source: RefSeq, a predicted model, not a curated record